Daphnia magna is the source of this 1343-nucleotide messenger RNA. RefSeq names its product acyl-CoA-binding domain-containing protein 6. Gene Ontology annotation, molecular function: protein binding; fatty-acyl-CoA binding. The transcript is spliced from 2 exons. The record is from RefSeq and is a predicted model, not a curated record. Bases 1 to 687 code for a protein of 228 amino acids. Lineage: Eukaryota; Metazoa; Arthropoda; Branchiopoda; Diplostraca; Daphniidae.
AUGGAUGCAUUAUUGGAUUUAGAUUCUGCGUUCCACGAAGCCUCAGUGACGGUGAACCAAUUUUUGAACGUUGACAAGGCAACAAUGCUGCGUCUCUAUGGACUUUACAAACAAGCAACCCAAGGGGAGUGCAACAUUUCUAAACCAGGAAUAUUAAGUUAUACAGCCCGGCAGAAAUGGGAAGCAUGGAAUUCGCUGGGAUCAACAAGUGUUGCAGAUGCGAAAUCCCAAUAUAUUGAAUUAGUUAACAGUCUGACUCCGAACGACAAACAAGAAGCACAAAGUGUUAACAAAGCUUCAGCUUUUGGAGUUUCCGUCAGUUGUAUGGCGAAAACAGAACAAGAACUCAACGACAGUGAUAAAACAGUUUUUGAUUGGCUGAAAGAAGGCAGUUUGGAAAAUGUUUCAUCCUCAUUGACUACUAACCCAUCUCUCAUUUCUUAUCGUGACGAAAGUAAAAUGGCGUUAAUUCACUGGGCAGCGGAUAGAGGCGAUAUCGCCAUGAUCCAGCUACUUGCGAAAAAAGGUGCCGAUGUGAACAUGACAGAUGGUGAUGGACAAACCCCUCUACACUAUGCUUUUGCAUGCGGCCAUGAUGAGUGUAUACGUCUUUUAGAAACGCUUGGCGCCAACCGCAACGUCCGUGACAGUAAUGGAAUGGUCCCCUCGGACCUAGCCGAAUCAUGAGUUAAUCAUUCUGCUGCAGCAGCCUUUUUUUGCUGAAGAUUUUGCUGGCCACAUGAAGACAGUCAUGUUGACAUGACCUCUUUGACAUUCCUUUUGACACAGGGUGGAAAGGAAAUAAAAGGUGUCGGUAUGAACGGCGAAGAAAUCAAUGGGUUUGAGUAAAGAAGAAAAUAUACAAGAAUAAACAAACUUUCUUAGUCAAACAGAAAGGGCUUCAGCGAGCGGACUGUUGGUAAAAAUAAACGAUUAACAAUUAGUUAACAGCGAGAACUAAACGUAUGUCAACUUUACGGAAAAUGAAAAGGGUAAAGAAAAAAGGAUGGCAGAAAUGCGUUUAUAAAGGAAAUUGUGAUAUCAAGAAGCAUGGCGGGGUUGAGAACAUGAUCUCGAAUAUCAACAGCAUCUUUACGUUCGUAAUGCACCUUGACAUGGCUUAUGUUUCUUUUUCUAUAUCAGGCAUGACAUCGUAACACUGAUCCAACUGUGUAAAAGUAAAUAAUCCUGUAUUGUUUCUGAAUUUUGUUUCAUAAGAAUAUUCGCGUAACAUUCAUACCAUCCAACAUUCAAAUUGGAUUGCCUCAAACGAGAGGUUGGGGAGGAAAGGAGAAGGUGCUAGGGGAGCACAUUUGAAACGAAACGUCCCCCCCCCACCUCCC